AUGGCUCAGCAUUUAUCGGUGAAAGAAAAAUAUGAAAUUAUUUUAUAUAAUGAUGCGCAUUCUAAAGCUACUCAUACGCAACUUAAAAACAUAUUUGAUAUGAGAUUUAAGAAGGCUAUUUAUAAAACUACUAUCGGAAAGAUUUUAAAACAGAAGGCAAUUAUUAAAGCUCAAUUUUAA
Vairimorpha ceranae is the source of this 180-nucleotide messenger RNA. RefSeq lists its product as hypothetical. The coding region runs from base 1 to 180 and encodes 59 amino acids. The record is from RefSeq and is a predicted model, not a curated record. Lineage: Eukaryota; Fungi; Microsporidia; Nosematidae. The transcript has a single exon.